UCCAAAUGCAACUUUAAAACCUAUUUUCAAGUGUUUCAAAGAAAAGCAGUGGAGCAAUAAUUCACUGCUAACACAAAAAGUAAAUCUACUUCCAGACCUUAUUUAUACAUCUCUACAAACUUUACAAUUCCCAGCAAACCACAACUGUACAAUCGAAAAUGAAGUCCGAGCACAAGAUCACUUCCGGAAGGGCAUCGGAACUCAUUCGGGUAGAUAUUGUUGUACAUCGGAACUACAAGGUGGCAGGAAUACUAGUAUAGAAUUGUUCGAUAGCAGGCUAGAGUAGCAUCGGUAUGCAUGGGCAGUUGGAGAUGGUGAGAUGGAUGUCAUCCGAUUCACAUGUGAUACAGUGCUUUCUGAUGUUCACCUCCUGAUGCCAAACAGUCAGCAUUUUGGUGAGGCUGAAUGCAGUGGGACAGCCAGUGUUCCUUUCAAGAUUCAAAAUUCUAAAGAUUGUGAUAAUUUUGAUGGUAAGGAAAGUUACCAGUCUAAGCUAGUUGGAGGAAAUAGAAAUGAAAGCCAUGAUCCAUCUGAAGAACCAGUUGAAGUACAAAAUUGCAAAACCACUGGGGAUUCUGAGCCCUGUAAUGAGAGUGUUGAAGUGACAGUUGUCCAAAAUCUGGAUGCCUUGCUAGAUGAAGAUGGUGAUUUGGACCUAAUAAGAAGACCUCUUGAUGUGUCUGACACAGACCAGCUUGAAUUCUAUCGGCUGAUGGUGCAUCCUGUCAUUCUGAGUAAGGGAGAGGAGGGUACCAGGGAGGUUGAAGAUCAAUAUGACAGCUAUCCUGAUGUUAUUCGCAUUGAACACACAAUGGCCACACCACUUGAAGAUGUUGGCAAACAGGUGUGGCGAGCUGCUCUUCUGCUUGCUGACUACAUUCUUCAUAAUCAUUUCAUCUUUAAAAACUGCACAGCGCUAGAAUUGGGAGCAGGUACAGGAAUCACCAGUAUUGCUAUGGCAACAACUGCCAAAACCAUCUAUUGCACAGAUGUUGGUGAUGAUCUCUUGAAUAUGUGUGAAAAAAAUGUAACCCUCAACAGGCAUUUGGCUGAGCAAAUGGGUGAAAUUCAAGUGAAAGAGCUGGACUGGUUACAGUCUGACUUCUGCCUUGAUCCAGAGUUUCCAUAUAGCUGGUCAGAAGACGAGAUCGCCAGCUUGCACGAUGAUACCACUGUACUUCUAGCUGCAGAUGUGUGUUAUGACAGCAGCUUGACAGAUGCUUUGUUCAGGACUAUCUACAAAAUAAUGAGCAACUUGAAAAAUCCAAGUACUCUGUACAUUUCUAUUGAGAAGAGAUUUAACUUUACCCUAAGACAUAUGGAUAUAACCUGUGAAGCAUACGAUCAUUUCCGAUCUUGUCUGAAUGAUCUUGAACACAUCACAGAUGGUAAAACAAAAUUUACUGUGGAGUCUGUUCCCAUCACCUUUCCACAGCACCUUGAUUAUGAACGCUUUGAGCAUCUGGAGCUUUGGAAAGUUACUGCAUCACCAGUGAGCACAUGAUAGAAGACACUCAUACGAGAAUGCACAGCUAACAGCAAGUUGCCCAAGAGGAUUGUCUUGUUUUCCAUUUUCUGUUUUAACUUUGUAGCUCCUGUCAUGUGCCUUUCAAAUGACUUGUUGACCAGUCAUCUUUUUUGGAUGCUUGUACGAGUGCAUUGAGAAAGUUCUAGUAAGGUGUUGAGUGAAAAACUACACUAACUGGAUAUAUAUAAGAAAUAUGAGCUAAAGAGUAACAAGAAAUUAUUUUAUAAGUAUCUUGAUUUUUUAAUUUAAAAUGCAUCACUAAAAAGACUGCUAUAGAUUUUAAUUUUCAAAGAUGUCAAGCAAAAUGUUGCACAUUUAUUUCAUUAUUUUGACUCUCCAGUCAUGGAUAUUAUCAAGAUCAAUUUUAAGUUCUUAAGUAACAGAAAUUUGCAUUUCGGAAGAGUUAUUUAUGCAUGGUGUGCAUUUGUUUGAUUUUUUUGUUUGUUUAUAGUUCAUAAGCUGUUCAAUUUGUUUUUAUAAGUGUUCUUAACUGAGCCAUGUAGUUUAGUUUUGUGAGUCAGCAGAUACCUAUAUACAGAGGGGAGCAACUGUUUCCUUAACAGAAGCAGUGCACAUUAAAUCAUGUCAUUUCAGAAGGUAAAGCUUAUAGGUUUCCCUUGGUGCAGCAUUCUUCAUUUAUCAAUUAGGGAUGUAGUUAGGGAUGAACCAGUUGCAUAUCUUUUGCUAUAGUUAAUAAAACCUGGUGUGGGUACAGUGUUUUAUGGGGAAGUAAGUAUGACAUUGGAUGGAUGGAUGUAUGGAUAGAUGGAUGGAUGGAUGGAUGGAUGUGGAGAUGCACAAGUUAGAAAAAUGUGUGUGCAUUACUCACAUUUAUUUUGAGUUGGUAAAACAAAGUUUCUUUGACCUAAUGUAUGCCCAGUUUGGUAACUUGCAAUGAUUUUAAAGCUAAAAUGUGAAAAAGGCUGCUGUAAAUGCAUUUAUAUUUUAUUUAAAUGAAGAAACAAAUGGACUGCAAAAUUAAAUAACAUUUAUCUUAUACUUUUACAGACAGAGCUUGUUGUUUGAUAUAUUAGCUAAAAUUUCAACACUGCAGCGUUUCCCAUAAUCUUAUAUGGUAGUGAAAAAAACUGCUGUAUUUCUACUGCCAUAAUGUCUGAAUUUAUGGAUUUCCCUUAUUUAUUUUUCUGUCUCAGUGUUGUACUGUUUUUAAAUUUCCCAUUUCUGUUUCUCCAUUGUUCUUUGUGAUGUAAUAUUCUAGUUAUAGGAUGUGUAACUCGUGUCAUCUCAGUUUCUCCCUUCCUACGAGAGUACAUUCCUAACAUGUAGUGAGCACUGUACAGAGUUCAGCUAUAGCAUGUACUAUACUCCCACUCACAUCAUUGCGUUUGGAUGUAUACAUGUACUGUGAACAUUGUAUAGAGUUUAUAAUUACAGGGCAUCUGGGUGUUUUAAUCAUCUUUUAUUAAUCCUAUUUUGAAAUUCCAAAGGUGGGACACAGAACAGAAAUGUAUGCAGCUCUCUGUGAAAUUACCUCAUGUUAACUUCGUGUUUUGUUUUCUGUACAUUACUUUUGCACACCUGAGUCCUUUGCUGGAAUACUUAAUUUGUACACAGGGUGAUAACACUGUAAAAUAUGAGCCCAUUUUACAUAACUAAUCUUUUUUCACAUGAAUGAAUUAUUGUUCAGUAACAGCUUAGACAUCAUAAACUGAACAGUAACAGCUUCAUUAACAGAUUAGUACUAAGCUAACUGCCCUUGCGAGCCAUUUUAAGCCUAGCCACCUGUCCCUUGUGAGACUCAAACCCUGCACCUUGCGUUUGCAAGGCAAACACCUUAACCAUUAGGCCACCCUCCCAACCCUGUACAUGCUAUAGCUGAACUCUGUACAGUGCUCACUACAUGUUAGGAAUGUACUCUCGUAGGAAAGGAGAAACUGAGAUGACAUGAGUACAAGCUUAUUACAGCAGCACCCACAGUCUUAAUGGCUUCUGUAUAUGAUGUUAUAAUAACAGAGCUCUACACAUCAAAACAUUAUUUGAGUAUUUUGUCAUUGUAACAAUACAUGGCACAGGGAAGAGCUGAUGUAUGGAAGACAUGAAAAGAAAAAGAAAGACACAUAUGGUUGUAGAAGACAGUAAAGGUAUACAAUGUGAAGAAUCCAGAAGUAAAUUAAGGAUUUUAAGUGUGGAAGUAAACAUGCAUUUUGGGAAUUCUGUGAAUACAGUGAAAGAAGAUGUAUUAAACAAUUAAAGCCACAAAAACAUUAAAGAACUCAAGUAGCAAAAAUGUUUGUAUUCAUUUCACAUACAGCAUUAACAAUAAAAUGUAUUAAAACUGAGAUGAUAAGUAAAAUAAAAACAUUGCCAUAGCA
This is a messenger RNA of Protopterus annectens (West African lungfish), 3861 nucleotides long. RefSeq names its product methyltransferase 22, Kin17 lysine (gene METTL22). The transcript has 11 exons. Gene Ontology annotation, molecular function: protein methyltransferase activity. The coding region runs from base 320 to 1504 and encodes 394 amino acids. The record is from RefSeq and is a predicted model, not a curated record. Gene Ontology annotation, biological process: protein methylation. NCBI's taxonomy places the organism in Eukaryota, Metazoa, Chordata, Ceratodontiformes, Protopteridae. Gene Ontology annotation, cellular component: nucleus.